Molecule: messenger RNA, 4057 nt
Organism: Podarcis raffonei (Aeolian wall lizard)
Lineage: Eukaryota; Metazoa; Chordata; Lepidosauria; Squamata; Lacertidae
Gene: CDH4
Product: cadherin 4
Exons: 16
Coding region: 291-3038 (915 amino acids)
Biological process (GO): homophilic cell-cell adhesion; multicellular organism development; cell morphogenesis
Cellular component (GO): catenin complex; adherens junction; plasma membrane
Molecular function (GO): cadherin binding; calcium ion binding
Source: RefSeq, a predicted model, not a curated record
GACUCGCUCGAGCAGCACCGAGAGCGCUUCACCUGCAGUUCAGAGCGGCGGCGAGGAAUUGAGCGCGGCAAGGCAGGCGGAGGAAGAGGAGAAGAAGCAGCGGCGACGGCGGCUGCGAAGAGUUGGCGGCUCGGAGGCGCCGCGGGAUAACCAGGCAGCGCCGGGCGGAGCAGGCAGGGCGCGCGCUGGGGGUUGCCCUGCCCGGGCUGAGCGCGGUGGAAGCGGCGGCAGGAGGCAGCAGCAGCUAGCCGGGCAGGCGGGCGGGCGAGCCCGGCUCGGGAUCGGCGGAGAUGCCCCUGGGCUCGAGGAUGCUACUUCUCUUGCUGUUUUGCUGCGGGGGCUCGGCCCGGGCGCCCAAUGGGGAUCUUACAGUCAGACCCACUUGCAAGCCAGGCUUCUCGGAAGAUGAUUACACAGCGCUGGUUUCCCAAAACAUCAUGGAAGGGCAGAAGUUACUCAAAGUGAAAUUUAGCGGCUGCUCUGAGAGCAAAGGAAUCCAAUACGAAACUGACAACUUGGACUUCAAGGUGAGGACAGAUGGGACUAUCUACGCCACCCAACAGGUGCAAAUCCCCUCGGAGCAGACAAUAUUUAUGGUGACGGCAUGGGACCACCAGGCCGUAGAAAGCUGGGAAACUAUGGUCAGGUUACUGGUGGGAGAAAAAUCACAACACAAGGGACACAAGCAGAAAGGAAAGAAGAACACGUCAGCAGACCUCCUGCAGCAGCCGAGCGACACUCUCCUGCCCUGGCGCCAUCAGCAGAAUUCUCAUGGGCUGAGGCGGCAGAAGCGAGACUGGGUCAUCCCGCCGAUCAACGUGCCAGAGAAUUCGAGAGGACCCUUCCCACAGCAGCUGGUUAGGAUACGUUCGGAUAAGGACAGCGAGAUCCACAUAAGAUACAGCAUCACUGGCGUGGGAGCUGACCAGCCACCUAUGGAAGUCUUCAACAUUGACCCUGUGUCUGGGAGAAUGUACGUGACCCGUCCGAUGGAUAGAGAAGAAAGAGCAUCCUAUCACCUUCGAGCGCAUGCAGUGGAUAUGAAUGGAAACAAAGUGGAGAACCCCAUUGAUCUCUACAUCUACGUUAUUGACAUGAAUGACAACAGGCCAGAGUUCAUAAACCAAGUCUAUAACGGAUCCGUUGAUGAAGGAUCCAAACCAGGAACCUACGUGAUGACAGUGACAGCCAACGAUGCAGAUGACGUCACUACAGCCAACGGGAUGGUGAGGUACCGGAUUGUGACGCAAACCCCUCAGAGCCCAUCACAGAACAUGUUCACCAUUAACAGUGAGACUGGAGACAUCGUCACGGUGGCUGCUGGGCUUGACAGAGAGAAAGUUCAGCAGUACACAGUCAUCGUUCAGGCCACAGAUAUGGAAGGAAAUCUUAACUACGGUCUCUCGAACACGGCGACGGCAAUCAUUAUGGUGACAGAUGUGAAUGACAACCCACCCGAAUUCACUGCCAGCACCUAUUCCGGUGAGGUCCCAGAAAACAGAGUGGAAGUUGUGGUCGCUAAUUUGACAGUCAUGGAUAGAGAUCAGCCUCACUCGCCCAACUGGAAUGCCGUUUACCGGAUUAUCAGUGGAGACCCUUCUGGUCACUUCACCAUCAGGACAGACCCCGUUACCAAUGAAGGGUUGGUAACAGUUGUGAGGGAAGUUGACUAUGAGAUGAACAGAGCCUUUAUGCUGACAGUGAUGGUGUCCAACCAAGCUCCUCUGGCCAGUGGCAUCCAAAUGUCCUUCCAGUCUACUGCUGGAGUCACCAUUUCAGUCACCGAUGUCAAUGAACCACCCUACUUCCCCACAAACCACAAGCUCAUCAGGCUGGAGGAAGGAGUACCUACAGGGACGGCAUUGAUGACUUUUUCAGCUGUGGAUCCUGACCGGUUCAUGCAGCAAGCUGUAAGAUACUCCAAGCUGUCAGAUCCUGCAAACUGGCUGAACAUUAAUGCCACAAAUGGUCAGAUCACCACUGCUGCCAUCCUUGAUCGCGAGUCGGCCUACAUUAAGAACAACGUCUACGAGGCUACGUUCCUGGCAGCUGACAACGGUAUCCCCCCGGCCAGUGGCACUGGCACACUCCAGAUCUAUCUAAUUGACAUCAACGAUAAUGCUCCUGAGCUCCAGCCAAAGGAGGCACAGAUCUGUGAAAAGCCAAACCUGAAUGUCAUCAACAUCACAGCCGCCGACGCUGACAUCGAUCCAAACAUUGGGCCCUUUGUCUUUGAGCUGCCAAGUGUGCCAUCUGCCAUCAGGAAGAACUGGACCAUUACGCGGCUAAAUGGUGACUACGCCCAACUCAGUUUACGAAUAAUGUACUUGGAAGCUGGUGUCUAUGAUGUUCCGGUCAUCGUGACGGAUUCUGGAAACCCUCCUCUGUUCAACACGUCCGUCAUUAAGGUCAAGGUGUGCCCUUGUGAUGAAAACGGAGACUGCACCACUGUAGGAGCCGUUGCCGCAGCUGGGCUGGGAACAGGAGCCAUCAUUGCUAUCCUGAUAUGCAUCAUCAUUUUACUAACCAUGGUUUUGCUGUUUGUGGUGUGGAUGAAGCGCAGGGAAAAGGAGCGUCACACAAAACAGCUUCUCAUUGACCCUGAGGAUGAUGUCCGGGAUAAUAUUCUGAAGUAUGAUGAGGAAGGAGGUGGAGAAGAAGACCAGGAUUAUGAUUUAAGUCAACUUCAGCAGCCAGAGAGUAUGGAUCACGUCUUGAACAAGGCAAACGGAGUCAGACGGGUAGACGAGAGACCAGUUGUUGCUGAGCCCCAGUAUCCUAUAAGACCUGUAAUCCCCCAUCCUGGGGACAUCGGGGACUUUAUUAAUGAGGGCUUGAGAGCGGCAGAUAAUGACCCGACGGCCCCACCCUACGACUCCCUUCUUGUCUUUGACUAUGAGGGCAGUGGUUCAACAGCAGGGUCUGUUAGCUCACUUAACUCCUCGAGCUCCGGAGAUCAAGAUUACGACUACCUUAACGACUGGGGGCCAAGGUUCAAGAAACUGGCGGACAUGUACGGGGGAGGCGAGGAUGACUAAACUGACCUCACUUUAUUGUUUUGCAAAAGGGAAAAGAAAGAAAGGAAGAAAGGAAAGCUAUAGCAUUAGAAGAUGAUGAUGAUGAAGAUGAAGAAGUAAAAAAAGAAACCCAGUGUUGAGGAAGAAAGGAGUGAAAGCAGACUAAACAAGAACUGUACAGAAGUGGCAGCUUUUUUAAAAUUAAUAUCUCCUGCUGACUGUAUUCCUUUGAGUGGUGACUUAGAAAGUUUAUUUUCCUCUUUUUUUUCUUUAUUUCUGUUUCUCUCUCUUCCCCCCCUUUUUUAAAGAACAUCGAGCUGUCUAGCAUGAACACUCAUCUCUGCUGCGGUUGUGUUUUUUUGUCCCCCCCCCAAAAAAAAAUUGUUUUUCUUUUCCCCCGAUGUGUCAGCAGGGAUAUUGCUUGGUCUAUCCACUUUAUGACUAAAGGGAGUGAAAGGCACUCUGUCUUAACUUGAAUUUCUUAGAACAGAAGCACUGUUUUUAAAAUAUAUAUACAGAUAUAUAUAUUUGAAAGUGCCUUUUGGUACACGUAUCAGAUUCCCUCAAUCUCAGGAGUGUUCAAAAGAAACAAACAAAAAUAAUUUACGUUUCCACCGUCUUGGACACCACACUCUAUAUGACCCUAUGCCAGUUCUAGCUGGGAAGGAAUUAACAAAACAAAAACCAGGAACUAUGGAAUGGUUUCUCUUUUUGGGCCUUUUUGCUAUUUUAAAAAAAUAAUGGGCAAGUUGUUUGUGGGGUGGGGGGGGAAACUAAGGAAGAAAGAUGCUUUGAAUUAAAACAAAAAAAGAAAAAAGAAAACUGCUAUCUUUUGGCCUAAAGCAGAUGGUGAACUGAGUAAACCUGUUGUGUAUAUAUAAUUCAUUGUUUAGCCGAUGCAAACUAUCGAUCUGGGUUUUCUCUUUGUGACCUGGUCACACGUGAUGUAGCUUCCUAGAACAAUAGCAUUGGUUAGCCUUUGGUGCGUGUGACACAAAAGACCUUGCAUAAGCCCAACAGUAAAUGAUGACAAGACCAAA